GAGGAUGAGCCUGUGCAAGUUAGUCUGAGGUUGGCUGGAGGUGCAAACAGCAGCACUAGGUCCAGUGAUACCAACCUCAGCAUUCCCAGUUCCUCCAGCUGCAGCGUUUGGACUAGCCGCCUCCUUUCAAGGUGCCUGCCCCUGAAGAGAAACACAGUAUUGCUGCAGAAAUUGUGCUCUUAGAUUUUGCACUGGAGCUCUUACUGACUUUCUUGUAGGAUCAGUGUUGAUGUUUUUCUUCUAUUUCUGUGAUCCUUUCCAGAGCAACUGGUUGUUAUCCUAGAGAUCAGAAGGUGAACAACAAAGACUCCCAAGUCUGAAAUGAGCAAAUAUGACAGCAUUUGUGAGUGACUAUUAAUCAAAAGGACUUCUUAAAGAAGACAGACAAGAUGCCUUUUCAGGGGUUUAAUUCACUGAGAGAGAGAUUUUUCAAACCAGGGAAAGAAGAGGUGAAGAACACUGUUAGCAACUCUCUGGGGAAUUUGCAAAGGAAGCUUGAUGGCACCAAUGCAGAGGAAGACCACAUUGAGCUAACUGAAGAAGGAAGGCCCGUGCAAGCAACCACUCACAAAUCUCCCCUGCUUGACUGCUACUGCUGUGGACUGCCCAAGCGCUAUAUCAUCGCCAUAAUGAGUGGCCUGGGCUUCUGUAUUUCUUUUGGAAUUAGGUGUAAUUUGGGUGUUGCCAUAGUGGAAAUGGUUAACAACAAUACAGUUUAUAUUGAUGGAAAACCAGAGCUACAGAAAGCUCAAUUCAACUGGGAUCCGGAGACAGUAGGACUUAUACAUGGCUCAUUUUUCUGGGGUUAUAUUGUAACACAGAUUCCAGGAGGAUUCAUCUCAAACAAAUUAGCUGCUAACCGGGUAUUUGGAGCAGCUAUUUUCCUAACAUCUACACUGAAUAUGUUCAUCCCUUCUGCAGCAAGAGUUCAUUAUGGCUGUGUUAUGUUUGUAAGAAUUCUACAAGGUCUUGUCGAGGGUGUGACCUACCCAGCAUGCCAUGGGAUGUGGAGUAAAUGGGCCCCUCCACUGGAGAGAAGCAGGCUUGCGACCACAUCAUUUUGUGGUUCUUAUGCAGGUGCAGUGGUGGCCAUGCCAUUGGCAGGGGUAUUGGUACAGUAUAUAGGAUGGUCAUCAGUCUUUUAUAUUUAUGGAAUGUUUGGGAUUGUUUGGUACAUGUUCUGGCUCUUGCAUGCCUAUGAAAGUCCUGCAGCACAUCCAACUAUAACUAAUGAAGAAAGGACAUACAUAGAAACAAGUAUAGGUGAAGGAGCUGGCUUAGUUAAUGCAAGUAGAUUUAGUACUCCCUGGAAAAAGUUUUUCACUUCAAUGCCAGUUUAUGCAAUCAUUGUGGCAAACUUUUGUAGAAGCUGGACCUUCUAUUUGCUGCUUAUAAGUCAGCCUGCUUACUUUGAAGAGGUCUUUGGAUUUGCAAUAAGUAAGGUUGGCCUUUUGUCUGCGGUUCCUCAUAUGGUCAUGACAAUUAUUGUACCCAUUGGAGGGCAGCUAGCUGACUUGUUACGAAGUAGGAAGAUUUUAACCACUACCACUGUAAGAAAAGUCAUGAAUUGUGGAGGUUUUGGCAUGGAAGCAACUUUGCUUUUGGUAGUUGGUUUCUCUCAUACAAAAGGUGUGGCUAUCUCCUUUUUGGUGCUGGCAGUAGGAUUUAGCGGCUUUGCUAUUUCAGGGUUUAAUGUCAACCAUUUAGAUAUUGCUCCCCGAUAUGCCAGCAUUCUCAUGGGGAUCUCCAAUGGAGUGGGGACACUGUCAGGAAUGGUGUGUCCACUCAUUGUUGGUGCGAUGACUAAACACAAGACUCGUGAAGAAUGGCAAAAUGUCUUCAUUAUAGCGGCCCUCGUGCACUAUAGUGGAGUGAUUUUUUACGCUAUUUUUGCUUCUGGAGAAAAGCAAGAAUGGGCUGACCCUGAAAACCUCAGUGAAGAUAAAUGUGGCAUCAUCGAUCAAGAUGAAUUGGCUGAAGAAACGGAAUUGAACAGUGAUACUUUUGUUAAUCAAAAGAAAACAUAUGGCGCUACUAGUCAGAACAGUGAAAUAGCAAGAAAGGAAUGGGGAAAGCAGAAGCAGGUAACACAGGACAUAGAAGAACAGACUUCCUAUCAUUAUGAAAAUGGAAAUUUUCAAGAUCUGUCAUAAUACCUAAAAAAUAUAUGGUUUGUGUGGCAAGUGCCCCAGCCCCUCCUGUGCAACCACCCCCAAACCAGGCAGUAUCCAUAUUUAUUUUCUUAUUCAUUCAUGGAAAAUCUUGCCAAAUGGCUAGGUGUAAUAUGUAGUAAUUUUCUCCUUGUUGUGUAGUAAAGGGCUAAUAAAAGGGAGAUAUGGCAAAUGUUGUUCUGGCUCUUGCAACCAGACCCAUACUGGAGGACCCCCUGUUAAUGCAGACCCUAUUAGCUUCAGCUGAGUUCUACACUGGUGCAGGUGUCUUGUUGUGGGAGUAGGCAAUUCAAAUUCAUAUCAUUUGAAUAUGAAAAAGGACAAAGCUAUGGUAGAUUUGGGGGUUCAUGGUGAUUGAAUACAGUUCUUGCUGCUAUCAUGUGUGACCACAAGGAAACUCAUUGACCUGAAGUCUGGCCAUGGACAUCCUUGAAGAACAUUCUCAUAAAUGGAUUCUGUACCAUGACUCUUUAGGGAUCUUGAUGCUGUAUGUGAUGUGGCUGAAUCAAUUAAUACAUGGUCAAACUUUAGGUUCCUGCUGAGCAAUCAAAGCUGAAGGAAAAGCAAACUCAUGACAUUUUAAAAAUGUUGUUACAUAUAGUCAUUCAACAGUGGAAAGAGGAAUAUGUAACCAAGGUCACUGAAGCUGUUAUUUCAGCGGUGCUUUGUUCAUGGAGACUGACUGCCUGUUCUUUUAUGUCGGAUGUACUCAGUUUGGAUAAGGCAAUACAAUAGGUACUACUGAGGUUUUUCCCUCCACAGAUUUUGUGUUGACAUGAAGAAAAUACUUUUGAAACAAAAAUCAUCUUCGCAUUCAUCAUUAGUGACGUAAUAUUAUUUCCACUUAUGAAAGAAAAUUGUAGUCCUGUCAGGAUAAGCUUUUCACUCAGUACAUUAUUGUAAAGUGCUUUAAAUAUAUUUUUCUAGGAUUAAAUUUGGAUAGACUUAUAGAUCUCCCCCUAACUGCACUUUGUUACAUGGAUGAAAUGACUUACAUUAGUGAAGUCUGCAGUUCUGGGUCUAAACCUCUUCUAUGUACUGCUGUUGUCUCUCCAUCACUGUGCAUGAGGUACAGUACAUAUUAGGUGUAAAGGGGUUUCUAUUUAAAGAAAUGCCCCAUUAUCAGAUAUUCUAACAAUAUCUUUCUGACAUCAGUACGUUUGAUAUUAUAAAAUGGUUUUAGACGUUUUCUACCAUUGUUGGACUCUACCAGGUUACAAUGGAGCAUGCUAUAUCAUUUAAAAUCAUUAGCUGUACUCAAAGGCUCAUUGUGGCAAUAAUAUUGUUUCCUGAGAAAAGAAUUUCAGUAAAAUAUGGUUUCAUUUGUUUAGGAUUAAUGUCUCAGUAAAAUCAAA
Messenger RNA from Gavialis gangeticus (Gharial), 3526 nucleotides. RefSeq names its product solute carrier family 17 member 8 (gene SLC17A8). Gene Ontology annotation, molecular function: neurotransmitter transmembrane transporter activity; L-glutamate transmembrane transporter activity. Gene Ontology annotation, cellular component: synaptic vesicle membrane; excitatory synapse. Gene Ontology annotation, biological process: monoatomic anion transport; transmembrane transport; regulation of synapse structure or activity. The transcript is spliced from 12 exons. The coding region runs from base 390 to 2153 and encodes 587 amino acids. The record is from RefSeq and is a predicted model, not a curated record. Lineage: Eukaryota; Metazoa; Chordata; Crocodylia; Gavialidae.